Pyrenophora tritici-repentis Pt-1C-BFP is the source of this 1137-nucleotide messenger RNA. Its product is annotated as putative naringenin 3-dioxygenase protein. Lineage: Eukaryota; Fungi; Ascomycota; Dothideomycetes; Pleosporales; Pleosporaceae. The record is from RefSeq and is a predicted model, not a curated record.
AUGACAUCGCCACCACCACCACAAACAUUCACACAAAUCCCUGUGCUACCACUCAGUGCGGCGCUCGAUGAAUCCACCAAGCCGCAGUUCCUACGCGACUUGCGCUCCGCACUGCUCAACGUGGGGUUUCUCUAUCUGUCCGAGACAGGGCUGCCAGAUCAGCUGAUCAACGAUGUAAUACGCGAGUGUGGGAAUUUCUUCGAGAAGCUACCGUUGAGCGAGAAGGAGAAGAUUGAGAUGAAGAACGAGAAGAGUUUCUUAGGCUGGUCGAGACUCGAUAAUGAGACCACUGCGUUCAACCCAGACCAUAGAGAACAACUCGAUCUCUCCACUCCGCAUCCUGUUCCAGGACCCGACGCCCCACUGUACCACAACCUUCUUGCGCCAAACCAAUGGCCAUCGCCAGAAUAUUUGCCAGCUUUCCGUCCCGUAUAUGAGGACUAUAUACGCCGCAUGUCGCACAUUUCCACACUGUUUACCUCGCUGAUUGCCGAAGCCAUCGGCUUAGCACCCGAUGCGUUUGGAAAGUUCUUCGAUCGGGACCAGCAGCACAAGCUCAAGAUAGUAAAGUACCCUGAAGUAGAUGUCCCCGAACUACCAGCGCAGGCGAGCGAAGUCGAUCGAAAGAAGUGGGAGAUUAAGCGCCAAGGCGUGGGUCCGCACAAGGAUAGCAUGCUCACCAGCUACCUCUUGCAAGCAAGCCCCCAGCUCGGACUGCAGGCACAAAACGCAAAGGGCGAGUGGAUAGACUGCGCGCCAAUCCCAGGCACGCUCGUGGUAGCGAUCGGCCAAGGCAUGGAGGCUCUAACUGAUGGCGUCUGCGCUUCAACCACGCACCGUGUCCUCAGCCCACGCAAAGGCGAAGGCGCACGGUACUCGGUCCCCUUCUUCCAAGGCGUCAGCUAUGACGCGCAAUUUGAAGGCAUGCAGGUGCCCGAAGACGUGCUGAAGCUGAGGGACGAGGCUCGCAAGAAGCGCAGAGACGACGUCGAGUUUACGUUUGUAAAAGGCAAGUGGGGACAUCUCGGCGAGGCAACAUUGAUGAACAGGAUCAAGAGCCACCCCGACGUCGGGGAGCGAUGGUAUCCACAGGAGCUGGAGCAGAUUCGGAGACAACAAGCCGCAGCGCUAUCAUGA